This is a messenger RNA of Cetraspora pellucida, 126 nucleotides long. Lineage: Eukaryota; Fungi; Glomeromycota; Glomeromycetes; Diversisporales; Gigasporaceae. The record is from the annotation of a GenBank genome assembly.
AUUACGGUAUAUAAUAUUGAUUUUGACAUUGCUUAUAAAAAAUGUGUUAGUAUCACUAUAAAUGAUGUAGCUUACAUCGUUGAUAAGGCUCAAAAGCACAAUAUAGAAAUUGGGGUUCAUUAUUGA